AGUGCGAAAGUUCACAAUACAAAAAAUUAGAAAACUGCUAAUUUCGUGUUUAUUUCGCGUUUCUCUUUUAGUUUUGGCGUCUAAUUGUCGCGAAAAUCGUUCGUGAGAGACAUUUUUACAUUUGUGUGAAGGAAAAAAUGUCGGAAUCCUAUGACUUUUUGUUCAAAUUCUUGGUGAUCGGCAGUGCUGGCACGGGAAAAUCGUGCAUUUUGCAUCAAUUUAUCGAAAGUAAAUUCAAAGAGGGGUCAUCACACACAAUCGGUGUCGAAUUUGGCUCAAAAAUCAUCAAUGUGGGAGGUAAAAGUAUUAAAUUACAGAUUUGGGAUACUGCUGGUCAAGAACGAUUCCGUUCCGUAACCCGCAGUUAUUACCGAGGAGCAGCUGGUGCAUUGCUCGUUUAUGACAUAACGAACCGCGAUUCGUUCAAUGUGCUUGAAAAUUGGUUGUCUGACGCUCGUACUCUUGCAAGUCCAAAUAUCGUGAUCUUACUUGUAGGCAAUAAACGUGAUUUGGAAGACGAACGGGAAGUUACUUUUAUUGAAGCAAGUAAUUUUGCGCAGGCAAAUGAGAUGGUUUUCCUCGAAACAAGUGCAAAAUCCGGUGAAAAUGUCGAAGAAGCAUUCCUUAAGUGUUCAAAGACGAUCUUGGCGAAGAUACAAAAUGGUGAAUUGGAUCCCGUUUCAGUUGGUUCUGGCAUCCAAUACGGCGACACUUCACUCCGCAAUCUACAAAAUCCGCAACCAUCGAACAGGACAUUCAAAAAACCGGAUUGCAGCGGAAGAUGUUUUUAAUAGCGACACAGUCCGUAGUUGAUUCUUUGGCUGUUUCGUCAUUUUUGUCUUUUACUAUGCAAAUAACUACAAUUGAACAAGAUAAAAGUGAUAAAGAUAUAAUAUUAUUAUUAUUUUUAACGCACAAUUCACCCCCUUUUUAAUUUUAUUAGAGAUAAAAAAUAAUCACGUGAAUAAUUAAAAAAAAAAGAAAAAGUAGAUAUUAAGAGUCAAAAGUGUUGUUAUAGCAUUAAAAAGUGCACACUUUUUAUUUAGUAUUGACACUGCUUUGACACCCUAAUUUAUGGCUAAAACUGUAGAUCUGUUUAAAUUUCUAAUUUUACGUUUUAUAUUGACCCUUGAAUGAUUGAAUUGAGUUACCCGCCUUUAUUUUUUAUGUGUCUUUAUGGAAUUAUGGUUGCUUAAAAUGAAAUUUAAU
Molecule: messenger RNA, 1209 nt
Organism: Culicoides brevitarsis
Lineage: Eukaryota; Metazoa; Arthropoda; Insecta; Diptera; Ceratopogonidae
Gene: Rab4
Product: ras-related protein Rab-4B
Exons: 5
Coding region: 138-791 (217 amino acids)
Biological process (GO): regulation of endocytosis; vesicle-mediated transport; Rab protein signal transduction
Cellular component (GO): recycling endosome; plasma membrane
Molecular function (GO): GTPase activity; GTP binding
Source: RefSeq, a predicted model, not a curated record